Molecule: messenger RNA, 1601 nt
Organism: Acomys russatus (golden spiny mouse)
Lineage: Eukaryota; Metazoa; Chordata; Mammalia; Rodentia; Muridae
Gene: Shisal1
Product: shisa like 1
Exons: 5
Coding region: 119-730 (203 amino acids)
Source: RefSeq, a predicted model, not a curated record
GCACGGGUCUGUCCACCUGGACUGAGAAGGGGCUGAAUUCCAGCGGGCCAGUUGCUGGUGUCGGGGAGUCCUGGAGUCCUUUGGAGCAGGCAGCGCCGGACAGGUCAAUGCCAGCCGGAUGAUGACCAGUUGUGGCCAGCGGUCCCGGAACGUGCUCGCAGUAUUUUCCCUGCUGUUUCCUGCAGUCUUGUCUGCACACUUCCGGGUCUGUGAACCUUACACAGACCACAAAGGCCGCUACCACUUCGGUUUCCACUGCCCCCGGCUCUCGGACAACAAAACCUUUGUCCUUUGCUGUCACCAUAACAACACGGUCUUCAAAUACUGCUGCAACGAGACGGAGUUCCAGGCGGUCAUGCAGGCAAACCUCACAGCCGGCCCCGAGGGCUACAUGCACAACAACUACACGGCACUGCUGGGAGUGUGGAUCUACGGCUUCUUCGUGCUCACACUGCUGGUGCUGGAUCUGCUCUAUUAUUCCGCCAUGAACUACGACAUUUGCAAGGUUUACCUGACCCGGUGGGGCAUCCACGGACGGUGGAUGAAACAGGACCCCCGGCGGUGGGGGAACCCUGCUCGAGCCCCUCGGCCAGGACAGCCAGUCCCGCAGCCGCAGCCGCAGCCGCAGCCUCCCCCUGGUGCCGUUCCGCAAGCCCUCCAGGCGGUACACACGCUACGGGGAGACACACACAACCCACCCCUGAUGGCCUUUCAGAGCUCAUCUGCCUGAAAACCCUUUUGCUGUGCCUCAGGAUGGAGGAGGUUAGAUUCAGUGCACCUGGCGAAGCCUCCAAGAACAGCUUCAACCAAGACACCAGGGAGAGCCAGGGCAGUGGCGCAGUAACAGAAGAGGAAAUACCACCUGUGCCCAGAACCCCCUUCUGUGGACUUCUGAGAUUAGGAGCAAACUCAGGGUCCAGGGACAGGGUGCAGGGAAGGGGCUCUGAGCCACCUGUGUACAAGCAAUAGUUCUCAUUGGGGAUGGUGGCUUCUGAGAAGACACUCGGUGUGGACUGAGAUGACCAACACUAAGCUGCCCUGACUGAUCCCAGCCAGAAGGAUUUGGGGCCGUGAGUUGUAAUGUGGUCCAAACACUGUUGUUUCCCCUGCCUCCACUCCCUCCAAUAGCGGCCCCCUUAGGCCUAUCCGUUUUGGACUAUUGACCUUGAGUGUGUAUGCGCGCACGUGUGUGUGAUCAGGGUGUUCUUCCUAUAUGUUCAUUCAGUUAGUUUUUAAUUGAGUCCCAUCGCCACUGGCUGCAGGUUCUCUGAUGAGCACAGGUCGCCAUGUGGCUGAGGAAUCUUGCUGUGUCCUUGUCUGAGUCCAGGCAUCACGCUGUGGCCAGCAACUGUGAGCCCGUGGAGUUGGCAGGCAAAGCACCCAGCCUUCCUCUGCCAAGGUAGUGGGGACUGGAGCUUAUCGAUUGGCUCUGGUGGAAUCUGUAACAACAGUAAUGAGGAAGCUUCUCAACUGGCUUUGGGCAGCCUAGGUUGGAUGUGUUGUAUGCAUCAGCACAGUCCUUGGGAGGUGGGGGUGCCUCUGGAAGCAGUACAGCUUGAGGAAGAGUGCCACAGUCAUUGGCAGGAAUUGGUCAGCUCCAC